UAUAAAGAAAAGGCUUCAAUUUCUUUAAUGGCGGGCCUCUUCCGUUCUAUUUUAUAAUACUAUUUGUCAUUCUGAAAUAGAAGUCGCAGACUCGCAGUGUUCCAUCACACUUAUCCUUUUAUAUGAUUCAUCGAGGUUUAUCAGAGGUUUUCAGACGCUCUUAAUCGACGCCGGCAUCCUCUUCGAAGACGUCACGGCACUUGUACUGUGCUAACUUGUUUGGGAACCCUAGCCAUUUCUGCUUCGCAAAUGCCAGCUUAAGCUUAAAUGGAGAGUAAUCCAACACCCAAUCUAUCUUCAAUACUCCCCUGCAACUCGUUGACUUGAGGAACCGUCCACGAAAACGAGGGUUAUCAGACUGCUGGUUUCAUCAUUGAUUAUCCCACCUUGAUCGCUAUCAUCCGUUGGAGUUGCUUCGCAUUCUUUACGCUAUUGCAGUUUGAAUGCUCACUUGCGACUCCAAUCCCAUGGCGAUCGGAGUGCUUUUGCUGGUUUUCUUCUCUGCCUUUCUCUGCGGGGAAUCAAUAUAUAUAUCUUACAACACUUCGCAGGGGAUUGUUCCUGGAAAACUUAAUGUUCAUUUGGUUCCUCACACGCACGAUGACGUUGGGUGGUUGAAGACAAUCGACCAAUACUAUGUGGGUUCUAACAAUUCCAUUCAGGGGGCGUGUGUUCAGAACGUGUUGGAUUCUGUAAUUCAGGCAUUGCUAGCUGAUAAGAACCGGAAAUUCAUUUACGUUGAAAUUGCAUUUUUCCAGCGUUGGUGGAGAGAUCAGAGCGAGGCAGUCAAGAGUGCAGUCAAGCAGCUAGUCAACUCGGGUCAAUUGGAGUUUAUAAAUGGAGGUAUGUGCAUGCAUGACGAGGCAGCACCUCAUUACAUUGAUAUGAUUGAUCAGACAACUAUGGGGCAUCGUUUUAUCAAGCAAGAGUUUGGUGUGACUCCCAGAAUUGGCUGGCAGAUUGAUCCCUUUGGACAUUCUGCUGUGCAAGCUUACUUGUUGGGGGCAGAGGUUGGAUUUGACUCUCUUUUCUUUGCUCGGAUUGAUUACCAAGACAGAGAGAAAAGGAAAACUGAGAAAAGUCUUGAGUUCAUCUGGAGGGGUUCGAAGACGCUUGGGUCAUCUGCACAGGUUAGUGUCAUGUAUCCUUAAUAUCUGUUGGGUUUU
Molecule: messenger RNA, 1166 nt
Organism: Macadamia integrifolia
Lineage: Eukaryota; Viridiplantae; Streptophyta; Magnoliopsida; Proteales; Proteaceae
Product: probable alpha-mannosidase At5g13980
Exons: 5
Coding region: 444-1151 (235 amino acids)
Biological process (GO): mannose metabolic process
Molecular function (GO): alpha-mannosidase activity
Source: RefSeq, a predicted model, not a curated record